AUGCCUACGGCAACAGCCAACAUGGGUUUCAAGAUGGAAUGGGACGAGUUUCUAAAACUUUAUGCCAAACGCAACCGUGGUUCUCUUACAACAACACCUGGUCAAAGCACCCUUACAUACAUCUUCUCUCCUCAGGAUAUUAGAGACGCAAUCAGGGCUCCUCAUUCCCCCGAGAGUCGCCAACCAAGCCCUUCUGGUCAAUAUGUAAUGCCAAGUCCUACAUACGGCUAUGCACCUUCAACCGGGUCUUCCUGUUCUGGAGUCUUGAGCCCCUUUUAUCUAUCCUCACCUACAGAUUCUGUGCGAUCAACAACUUCGGCCUGGCGUCCAGAAAGUCAGGACUAUACUCUAUCACCUUCACCUUCUUUUUCACGUUCUUCUUCACCUCCUUCUUCGCCUUCCUUUUCAGCUUCGUCCUGGCGUACAGAAAGUCAGCACUACACUCUAUCAUCUUCACCCUAUUCUUCACCUCCUUCUCCAGCUUUGUCCUGGGAUACCAGUCAAGGAAGCUAUAGUCCUUCACCAUCUCCAAACAGGCUCAUCAGAAACACACACAAAAGAGUAUAUCAAAAACGUGCCAAGGUUCAGGGUGAGGUGUAUCUGCCUCUGGGGCCCCAGACCCGACUCCUCUCAAAGAUCCAAACUCUCUUGGAGCAUGCCUGCUUCACUUAUGCUGAGAAGCAUCUUCCACAACUACUCGAUGAAAACGAUUGGGACUGUCCAGAAGCCGGAGAACUCAACGUGUGGAUGCAUCACUUGGCGAUACACGGUUUAGAGCUGCAUUAUUUGGCUAGAGACCGUGGCAUUACAGAACGUCUUUCUAGCGUGAUGCAUUCAGUAAAAAAUAUUCGUCACGAUGCUGUACACCGCAACAGAGUGGAAAUUAGUCGACUGGCAAUAUAUCUGGACCAUGCUGUGGAUCUUUGCAUGGUUCUUGGAGACCAAGGGGACUUGAAUAAACUCAAAGCAAUUCGGGACGAGACAAAGGCCCAGAUCGCCCCGCUUCAAGCUGCUGUACUCGAGGCCGGAAAAAACAUAGCGAAGUUCUAUGAGGCUCGCUAA
Molecule: messenger RNA, 1062 nt
Organism: Fusarium venenatum
Lineage: Eukaryota; Fungi; Ascomycota; Sordariomycetes; Hypocreales; Nectriaceae
Source: RefSeq, a predicted model, not a curated record